Messenger RNA from Rotaria sordida, 2007 nucleotides. Lineage: Eukaryota; Metazoa; Rotifera; Eurotatoria; Philodinida; Philodinidae. The record is from the annotation of a GenBank genome assembly.
AUGGCGACGUCUGCAACGACACAUAAAAGUACUGAACAUAAACAAUCAGCAAGAAAUGGUCUUUCACUUGUUUGGCUUGAUGAUAAUGCUGGUCAAGAUCCAAAUGCACAAGAAAUAUUUCGUGCUCUUUUCGAACAAGUUUUUAUAUUUACCGAUAGUGCAGCAUGUCUUGAAUUAGUUGAAUCAGCUGAAACUGAAACACCAUGUAUAUCACUUCUUGUUUCGGGUAAAUAUGGUCAAAUGUUUGUACAUGAUCGUUUUCAACCAUUAAAUCCAAUUAAAGAUAUUUAUGUUUAUUGUUUUGAUACUGCCAAACAUAAUCAAUGGGCACAACAAUGUGAUAAAGUUCGAUGUGUUGAUUCUGAUUUUGGUAUAAUACUUAAACAUAUGCAACAAGCUGUAAAUAAAACUUUAAAACAACACCACCACCACCACCAACAACAACAACAACCCAUUGAUGAUCGACAAGAACAAGAAGAAAUACAAGACGAACCUGAAACGAAAGAAUUAGAACGUUUUUUAGAUGAUAAUAAUUUAUAUGAUCAACUUGCGCUUGAUAUUUUACUUCAAAAUGCUGAUCAUGAUGAUGGUAUUGAAGAUUUUAAAAAUUAUUGUCAAACACAUGUAGAAAAUAAUAAUGAAGAACAAGCAAAUGAACAAGAAAAAUCUUUUAAACCAAAUAUUCCAAUUAAACAAUGGUAUAAACAAGAUUUAGUUUUUAUUAAUUUAAAUUCAAUUAAUUUAACACAAUUAUGGACACUUCGUUGGUUUAUAAGAUUAUUUUAUCGACAAUUAACUAAUGAAUAUGAAGAUUUUAUUCAAGAUAAAGAAAUUAUUAAAGUUAAUUAUGGUUCAUGGUUAACUACAGAUGAAUUCGAUGCAAUGAAACAUCGUAUUGGUGAACAUUUUAUUUUUACAGAACUUCUUAUGACAUAUGCAAAUAGAAAUAAUGCAUUGGAGUCUAUAAAAGAUGAGAAAAGUGAACAAAAAAAAUAUAAAGUUAUAUUUGAAAUAACUGUUAAUAAAAAUAAUCAUCAUACUGUUCCUUAUAGUGAAAUUCAAGAUAAUGAAGUUUUAUUUUGGUUUGGAUCUCGACAUCGUAUUAUGAAAUUAGAAUAUAUUGAAAAUCAAGAUGAAGAUAAAGAUUCAUAUUGGUUAAUUGGUGUAAACUUAUGUACAACACUUGAUAGACAAGAAUCUAUUGAAACUUUAUAUGAAUAUUAUCGAAAAGAAUUAAUAGAAUUAAAUAAUAUUCAUUAUGCAUUAGGUCGAAUUCUUAUGUAUAAAGGUUGGUAUUAUGAAGCAGAAAAAUGGUUACAAACAACUAAUCAUUAUAAAGAUUUAGCUGAAUUAGCUAUACGUCAAAAUCAAUGUGAACGAGCAAAUCAAUAUCUUGAACAUUUAUCAGAAGAUUCUGAUGAUGCUAAUUUAUUACGUGCAUAUGUAAAUUUAUUAUCAUCAAAUGAUAAUAUUGCAAAAGGACGUACGCUUUUAAUGAAAAUUGGUAGUGAUGCAACAGAUAAAAUUAUUCGAGCUCGAGUUAAUAUUGGUCUUGGUUUUAUUAAUUUAGUUGUUUCACAACAAAAUGAUCAAGCAUUAGAUUAUUUUAUAUUAGGAAGUAAAACAUUAUGUAAAAAUUUACCUAAUAUUCAUCCUGAUAUUGCUAAAUCAUAUAUUGGAAUUGGUUAUGCAUAUUAUGCUCAAAAUAAAAUACAAGAUGCUGAAAAAUAUUUUCAAAUGGCUUUAACAAUACAAAAACAAUCAUUACCAUAUAUACAUUCUGAUGUUGCUAAAACUCAUAGUGGUAUUGCUCAUUGUUUAUCAAUUCAAAAACAAACAAUUCAAAAAGCAUUAGAAGAACUUCAAUAUGCAUAUAAUAUUUUAAUGCAUACAUUAUCUCGUGAAUAUAAAAAACAUCCACAAAUCUUAUUAACUAAAAUUGAUAUUGAUAGAAUACGAAAAGGAAAAGAAUUACAUGUACGCAAUACAUUACUUGAUUAUAUUUAA